GCGGUGUGAGUGAGCCCGGACCCAGGCCCCCCUCUCGCCGCCGCCAUGGGCUGCACGUUGAGCGCCGAGGACAAGGCGGCGGUGGAGCGGAGCAAGAUGAUCGACCGCAACUUGCGGGUGGAUGGGGAGAAGGCGGCCAAAGAAGUGAAGCUGCUGCUGCUCGGUGCUGGAGAAUCUGGUAAAAGCACGAUCGUGAAGCAGAUGAAGAUCAUUCACGAGGAUGGCUACUCAGAGGAGGAAUGUAAGCAGUACAAAGUCGUCGUCUACAGCAACACCAUACAGUCCAUCAUUGCAAUUAUCAGAGCCAUGGGACGGCUGAAGAUUGACUUUGGGGAAGCUGCCAGAGCAGAUGAUGCCCGGCAGUUAUUUGUCUUAGCUGGCAGUGCUGAAGAAGGAGUCAUGACUCCCGAACUAGCAGGCGUAAUUAAGCGGUUAUGGCAUGAUGGAGGGGUGCAAGCCUGCUUCAGCAGAUCCAGAGAAUACCAGCUGAAUGAUUCUUCGUCAUAUUACCUAAAUGACUUGGAUCGAAUAUCUCAAGCCAACUAUAUUCCAACUCAACAAGAUGUCCUUCGGACAAGAGUGAAGACAACAGGCAUCGUGGAAACGCAUUUCACCUUCAAGGACUUAUACUUCAAGAUGUUUGACGUAGGUGGCCAAAGAUCAGAACGGAAGAAGUGGAUUCACUGUUUUGAGGGAGUGACGGCAAUUAUCUUCUGUGUGGCGCUCAGUGAUUACGACCUUGUUCUGGCUGAGGAUGAGGAGAUGAACCGAAUGCACGAAAGCAUGAAGCUGUUCGACAGUAUUUGUAACAACAAAUGGUUUACAGACACUUCAAUCAUUCUCUUUCUCAACAAGAAAGACCUUUUUGAGGAAAAAAUAAGGAAGAGUCCAUUAACAAUUUGUUAUCCAGAAUACACAGGUUCCAACACGUACGAAGAGGCGGCUGCUUACAUCCAGUGCCAGUUUGAGGACCUGAACCGAAGAAAAGACACCAAGGAGAUCUACACCCACUUCACCUGUGCCACGGACACCAAGAACGUGCAGUUUGUCUUUGAUGCUGUUACAGACGUCAUCAUUAAGAACAACCUGAAGGAAUGCGGGCUCUACUGAGGAGGGGGCUGUGCCGUCAAGUCGUUGCCGCGUGGCGUGGUAAGGCCAGACUUCUUUUGCUGUCUCAUGGACAGCUGCAAGUGUGGACGGGACCAGGGAACGGCAGCAGCAUGCGGAAUCCUUGCAUUCUUUAGCACAACCUUCUGUAUUAGGGAACAUUAAUUGACAUGAUGAUAAAGUGACAUUGGAAUUGGAACCGCUGUAAAGUAUGAUGUGAUCAUCAAGCCAACACUUGGAUUUCAUAAUCUCUAACGUUUAGGGCAGAUGUGCAGUUGAGGUGCUGCAUUCCAGAACUUCAGUAUGUACUUACUCUAUUCCCCCCUCCUCAACAAACCACCAGUAGUUCAUUUUUAAAGGUUUUUGUUUCCCAUCAAGAAAAGAAUAACUUUACUAAAUUUUUUCUUGGUUUGCAAAAGAAUCUUUAUUAAAACACAAUGUUAACUAUGCACAUGAUGUGACCAGCUUGUCUAUAAGAUACUCCUCUUAGUAGGACCUCUUUGUUUUUAACUCUUGGUAUGGUCAGAAUACAGUACUUCUCCUAUUGCUUAAAAUUCUUCCCAGUUCCUGGGCAAUAACUAACAGUUUUUUGGGGGGAUGAAAUUUAUGUUACUAUCCUGCUGAAAGUACUAUUGUGGAAAUUACACUGAGAGUUUUGCAGUAAGAUGCUAACUCUAGCUUUAUUAUUAUUUUUAAACAUUGUGGUUGAAGAUUAACCUGGUGUAUGCUGAUUACCAAAUUACUAGAUAAAUACCAAUGUGGUAUGAUAAAGCCAGCUUCUCGGGUAGGGACACACCCAGAGUGGCUGCCAAUUAGAAAUGCAAAUUACUAAAUUCCAGUGCUGUGACUUUGCCGCUACAGAGCUACUAAAUGGACCACUUUGGCUCUGUGUCUGUCUGUCAUAGGGGGUUUUGUAAAAGAUGCCCGUUUCCAUCUUCCUUGGCUGUUUCUAUUGAGAGACGUCUGAAGUGUUUUCAUGGUGCAUGCUUUUACCUUGUAAAUGUGCCAAAUCCCUGUUUGCAACUGUUUUUAUUGUAGCAUUGUUAACUGUAGUAAUUCUUAGUCAGCACUCCUCUCCUCCUUGGCCGAAACUGUUGCAGUUUGGUACUUUUCCACGUUGUCAUGUUGUACCCAUUUUAAUCUGUUGGCGUUGGCAGCAGCAGCAGUAAAGUGGUGAGUGAAGAGUCCGGGUUUGCUCCUGUCUAUAACUAGUCCUGGGGGUGCAUUUUCUCCCUUUUUGCCCCUGCCGAGUGUGCUUUGGCCUUCUGUCUGAGCAUGGACGUAGGUGGUCAGGCCCUUGGUGUCCUAGUGUUGUUGAAUCUUGGCUGAAGGCUGGGCGGGGUGGUGGUGGUCUGUCAUAUAUGUGUAAGUGCUAUGUAGUCAGACUCAAUUUUCCAGAUUCCCAUUUUGCUGUGUGGGGAGCUGUGUGCACUUCAGCCUUCAGGUCCUUUGUACGAUGUGCACUGAAUGUCAACAAACGCUGAGGGACGAGAAGCGGAAGAGCAUGGGUUUUGAGUAUUUCACAUCAGUCGUUGAGCAGUGCCUUUUGGGGUCCAGUCUUUGGGCUGGACUCACUUUCAUCUUUCAGUGUGAGUUAACGACAAGAGCAGCCACAGAAAGCGUCAACAUUUGAUGGGCACCAACGCUGCUUCAGAAAGCUGCCACAGUAGUUCUGUGCCUUUAUUGGUCAUUUUCUUACUCUUUUUUUUUUCCUCCCUAAGUACAGCUAUGCAGAUGGUAUUAUCUUAACAAUUUCUUUCCAAGAGUGGGAAAACUUGAUCUGAAGAAGGAAAACCAUACACUUCACAUGGUGACUAGCUUCAUUCCCACAAUGUAAAUCGGGUUGUCAUUCUUAUUUGUUCCUUUCGACGAUUUCUUUUCCUUGUUGUAUUCUGUAAUACGGGGUCAUCUGGAAAUGAGAAUCGGUGGACUGUUGUUUUCCACUGUGGUCUUUCUGUACUCCGGGCUAAUGGAAUGGUGAUGUCAAUAAUCUAAAAUAGCAGAAUGCACAAGAAUUCAUUUUACUGUGGAAUAUACUUUGUAUCUUGAUUUGAGUAUGUGUAACCGAUCUGUUCAUUGUUCCAACCCUUCGUUAAUGAAAAAUAAGAGUUCUUUCUACAAAAUCCACAUUUGCUCUAUGUUUUCAAGGACCAUCCCACCCCCACCCCCAUCACCAGUAACUUACCUGAAUGCACAUUCCUUGGGAGUAUGGGGGACAGUUUAAUAAAGUUAAAAAGUCUUUUCGUUGAACCCAGAAUGUGGGAUAAAAUGUCAAAUUA
This is a messenger RNA of Echinops telfairi (small Madagascar hedgehog), 3386 nucleotides long. RefSeq names its product G protein subunit alpha i3 (gene GNAI3). The transcript is spliced from 9 exons. Gene Ontology annotation, molecular function: G protein-coupled receptor binding; GTPase activity; GTP binding. Gene Ontology annotation, biological process: adenylate cyclase-modulating G protein-coupled receptor signaling pathway. Bases 46 to 1110 code for a protein of 354 amino acids. Lineage: Eukaryota; Metazoa; Chordata; Mammalia; Afrosoricida; Tenrecidae. The record is from RefSeq and is a predicted model, not a curated record. Gene Ontology annotation, cellular component: heterotrimeric G-protein complex.